Messenger RNA from Haemonchus placei, 2703 nucleotides. The record is from the annotation of a GenBank genome assembly. Lineage: Eukaryota; Metazoa; Nematoda; Chromadorea; Rhabditida; Trichostrongylidae.
AUGGCUCGGCUACGAGUCUGGUUGCUGACGGCCUUUGUGGCCAUAGUGGCAAUCGACUCUACGGUCGCCACAAACUGUUCAGCUGCCGAUGCGACUCGAAACUGCAUCGACGGUCUCGUCGUGCCCAUCUGGCGACCAUUUCUUGACCUCAGUGCCGGAGACAAAAUCCUCCGUGGUUUAAUCUACUUUAUCGUUAUCGCCUACUGCUUCUUGGGAGUAUCAAUCGUAGCGGAUCGUUUCAUGAGCAGUAUCGAAGUGAUUACGAGUAUGGAGAGGAAAAUCAUCAUAAAACGACCGGGACUGGAUCCAAUGGAAGUGAACGUACGGAUAUGGAACGAUACUGUUUCAAAUCUGACUCUCAUGGCGUUGGGUUCUUCCGCUCCGGAAAUUCUGCUCUCCAUCAUUGAGGUGAUAGCGAAAAAAUUCGAAGCUGGUGAUCUCGGACCCAACACAAUCGUCGGAUCGGCUGCAUUCAAUUUGUUUAUGAUCAUUGCCAUUUGUGUUGCAGUUAUUCCUAAUGGAGAAGUUCGUCGGCAAAAACAUUUAGAUGUGUUCUUCGUAACUGCUACUUGGUCAAUUUUUGCUUAUAUCUGGAUGUAUGUGAUUUUGGCUGUAGUAUCGCCAGGAGAAAUUGAAAUAUGGGAAGGACUUCUUACAUUUGCCUUCUUCCCACUUACCGUACUUACAGCUUGGAUUGCUGAUAUCAAAAUCAUUCAGACCCGUUUCCUUCCUCGCCGCUAUCGUCGUGGAUCUCAUGGAAUGAUCGCCACCGAGGGUGAGGAAUUGAAAAUGUUGGAAAGUAACGGAAUCACACAGGCAUACAAGGACUUCAGUCAGGAGUUAGAGGAUAUGAGGCCCGGACGAUUCAUACUGCCCCAUCCAGCUCAGGUGUUUCAGUUGGUGCAGGCUCAAGAAAAGCAGACAAGAGAAAAUACAUGCAGGAUAUACUUUGAUCCAGCACAUUACACGGUACUUGAAAAUGUUGGAACGUUCGAUGUGGUCGUCGGAAGAGACGGAGGACCAGACGGAUUGACCGUAAUGGUUGAUUACUAUACUGAAGAUGGUACAGCUAAUGCCGGAUCGGAUUACGUUCCUGUCAAGGGAACUCUUACCUUCUAUCCGAAUGAUAAGGAUCAGAAAAUCAGUAUCGAAAUCGUAGACGACGAUGUGUUCGAGGAAGAUGAACACUUCUACUUACAUCUGAAAAAUCUUCGUGUUCGCACCAAAGACGGCUUGAUUUUGGAUCCUUCACGAAUUGGAGGGUUACCCGUAGCCCAGCUCGAGAUGCCAGCCACGGCUACCAUUAUGAUUCUGGAUGACGACCACGCUGGUGUGUUCUCAUUUGAACAUGAUCAUUUCGAGGUUGUUGAAAGUUGUGGCCAUCUAUCACUCCGGGUCCAACGACACUCAGGAGCCAGAGGAAAGGUAGUGAUCCCAUACAGUAUUGAUGAAUUGAUUCGAAAUGAAUGUAUUUCAGAACAUACGAUGGCCUUUAUUGAGAUUGGUGUCAUGGAUACGGAGCAAUACGAAAGGUCCGACUACUUCUUCAUCGAACUCGGCCCGCCUAUUUGGGCAAAGAAGAUGAGCGAUCUGAGCAAAGUGCAAGAACGAUUCCAACGUCGUAUGGAACAGAAACGCAGAGCAUCUAUUGCUUCGGAGUCCAAAGAAAGCAGUGAACCAGUUCUAGGUCGACCACGAAGAUCCGUGGAUUUUUUAUCGAUGGAUCCUAGACGAAGGACUGUCUCUGCUUCACCAAAUCUCAGCGAUCGCUUCAAAAAGCGUAUGGGAUCGUGGAUCGCCGGCAUGAAAGGCGGUGAUGAUUUGGCUGGCUUGACAGCUGACCAGCUGGAAAUUGCCGAAAUGGGAAAACCACGUAUUGGGGAAUUCCCUAAAUGUCAAAUUACCAUCAAAGAAAGCAAAGAAUUCCAGGGUAUUGUCGAUCGAAUGAUUAGAAAUGCUAAUACAAAAUUGAUGUUGGGAACGUCAUCAUGGCGAGAACAAUUCAUUGAUGCCCUUACCGUUGGUGCUGGUGAUGAUGAUGAUGACGAUGAUGAUGAAGGAGAUGGAAGCGUGGCAAAAGAAAAGGAACCACCAAGUUGCGGUGAUUAUGUCAUGCAUUUCUUGACAAUGCCUUGGAAGUUGAUCUUCGCAACAAUACCUCCGACUGAUUACUGGGGAGGAUGGGCAUGUUUCGUCGUUUCCAUCUUCAUGAUCGGCGUUCUGACAGCAGUUAUCGGCGAUUUGGCUUCACAGUUUGGCUGUUGGGUCGGCCUCAAGGAUUCCGUCACUGCCAUUUCAUUCGUCGCUCUUGGAACCUCUGUACCUGACACAUUCGCCUCAAAGGUAGCUGCUGUACAAGACAAAUAUGCUGACAAUUCUAUUGGUAAUGUGACCGGUUCAAAUGCAGUAAAUGUGUUCCUCGGUAUUGGAAUCGCAUGGUCCAUGGCUGCUAUAUACCAUUUCUUCAAUGGAACAAAGUUCCUCGUUGAUCCAGGAAAUCUUGGAUUCUCUGUAUUGGUUUUCUGCUUGGAAGCAUGUGCCUGUAUUACUGUCAUUGUGCUGAGGAGAGGAAAACUCGUCGGUGGAGAAUUGGGAGGACCUAUGAAGUUCAGGGUCCUGACUUCAACAUUCUUCGUCUCCCUAUGGUUUUUAUAUCUGACCUUGUCAGCACUUGAAGCCUAUUGUUAUAUUAAAGGGUUCUAA